CCAGACUGAUGUAUUUUACAAAACUAAAACUAAAAGGUGAUAAGAAAGUAUUCUCAAGUGGACCGGUUCUAAUUUUAAACCCGACUGAGUUUAGAACCGAGAAAUUUUAGUUUUGUUUCUACAACCGCUGGUGUAUCCACAUUCAACCAACGUGACAAAACAUGGUCGCACAGAAUGCAGAAAUUUAGGAGAACCGUCAGGGAUGUUCAGUUUCUUUCGACGUUCGAAAAAGGACAGCGAAAAGAAGGGGAAAGACAGGACAAUAGUGGCUCAACUUGACGAUACCUCAUUGCCAAAUAGUUCGUCUCAAUUCGGGCGGCGGAAAAAUGUCGCGAAUGCAGCAGCAAUUGAGCCCGCACUUGACGAAAAAAUCGACACAACGAAGUGCAAAAAUUUUGAAACCGAAGCUUCAGUCCAGCGCGCGCCACCGACCGUCUCCUACGCUAGCAUGCUAAAAAACGGUGAUAACAAUGUGAAAAGUUUGUUCGUGAAGCCUUGCGGACACGGCAACACCGCAAUCUCGCCCAGGAUUCCCCUGGAGGCCAACGCUACACCGCCAACCAGCCCAGUUCUCGAGUUGAAGAAGUACUACACCGAAAAGGAAACCACCUCGAGGAAAAACUCGAAGGAUACCACACAUGAAGUUCCUCUUUUUGCCAACCUCAGGUUAAACCACGUUGCCUCGUCGCCUUCUUCCUCUACACCGUCGUCACCUGAUACCUGGAGCGAGUGUAAAUCCCUAGAAAUCGAAAACUCCGAAACGAAAAAUCUUAUUAAUCAGGAGGCAAAAUACCAAAGUCAAUUAAAUGAUUUAUCAAAACAGCUGGCUCUUCGAGAUGCCGAAGCCAACAAAUUACGAUUCCAGAUGGACGAGCUCCAACGGGAUGUUUUUGCUAAAUCGGCAGGGAUUGAUCGUCUGGAAGCAGAACUGCAAGCUGCACACAAAGAAACAGAAUUGAUAAGGCAACGAAUAAGACAUUUGGAAAAUGAUCUGGAUAACUACAGGAGAAGAAACAAGGACCUGGAAGACGACAUAAUCGAAAAAGAAGAAAACUUUACGGAAUACGAAAGCAACGCAAAAUCGAAAAUCGAACAACUGGAAACCUUGGUGAACGAACUGCAGGAAAAAAUAAAAUCCCUCGAGUACCAGCUGAAAAUAUUGUCCGAAGAAAAGCGCAAACUGGACCAAAGGCAUGCGGAGCUGCUGGUGGAGCGGGAAAACGAGAAAAGAAAAGUGUCGGAGACGCUGGAACAAGCCAAGCUGCAGAAGCUCGAGAUCGAGAAGAAAUGGAAGACGGACUUCGAGCAACUAAGGACAGUAAACAUCUUGAAAGAGCAGCAACUCUUGGACGACUUCGAGUGGAAGUUGAGGGAGGUGCAACAAACUUGCAAGAAAAGGUUGGAAGAUAAGGAUAAGGUUAUUGAAGAGAGGUUGCUUGAGGCGUACAAGGAUGCCGAGAAAAAAAUGAAGCAAGCCGAGGAGCUCAUGGCACAGAUGGAAAACGUGAAAACCUACGAAAUCCAAAUAGAAGAACUGAAAGACCUGACGCAAGACCAGGAAAGAAACUUGAAGGAGAUGCGCGAGCAGCACGACCAGAUGAAAGAAACCGAGGACGGCCUGAGAAACGAAACCAAAAAGCUUCGAAACAUGAUAGAACUGGAAAAGGAGAAUCUUCAGCACAUGCAACGGAUACACCACCAGGAGAUACUCGACAAGGAGAGGACGUUGAAGCAAACUCUGAACUCGAAGAGGAUCGAGAUAGCUGUUUACUGGGAGGAGAGACUGCUGAGGGAGUGCGGAAGACUGAAAAACGAACUGGAGCAAAUUCACGAUGAGGAGAAGUUCCUCGCCAUGGAGACGGCCAGGAAGGAAAAGGACGAGGAGAUGGCUAACAAUAAGAAGGAAUGGGACAGGAAGUUGAGAGACUGCUUGAAAGAAAUAAAUCUUUUAAAGAGAUCUCUGACAGAAAAAGAUAGUUACUACCAAGAAGAAAUCGUAAGAUCGCAAACAUCCACAGAUAGAGAUAUAAUGGAACUGAGACGUCUCAUGGAUAAAAUUGAUAUGAUGCAUCACGAAAAGUAUGAAAAAUUGGUAAACGAACAUGAUGAAGAAAUAGAACGUAUAAACGAAGAACACGUAAAGAAAAUUCACGAGGUGGAACUGUACUGGCAAAAUCAGUUAGCAGCUUUAAGAUCGACAUUAGAAUCGGCCAAAGAGCAAAUGGAACAAGAAUCUGAACAAAAAAUAGACAGCAUAAUUCACCAACAUAGAACUGAUUUAGAUUCUCAAUGGGAAAACUUAAUCCACCAAAAAGACGAGUCGAUUCGUCUGAUGGAAGAGGAAUACGUAUCGAAAUACAAAACUUUGGAAGAACAAUGUCAAAUUCAGCAAAAAUCUCACUCAUCAAGGGAAAUAGAACUGCUGAAAACCAUUGACAGUUUAAAGAACGAAUUGCAAAGUAAAAGUUUGACGAUCGACGAUUUGCAGAAUAACGUUGAAACGUUGGAGGGAGGAGUGCAAGUACUCAACAACGAGAUCGCCCAGCAAGGGGACCAAUCGUCUAGGUCCAGAAAAGAGUCUGAGGCCAAAAUAAGAGGUCUUCAAGAAACGGUGGCCAAGCUUAUGGAACAGCAGGAAAAAGAACGGGAGCAGUACAGGAUGAAGUUCUUCGGCAAUCACAAGCAAAACCAGGAGACCAUCGAUCAUCUGCAGAGGAAGUGUCAAUGCCUAACUAAACUAUUCGAAGAAGUAAGGCAAAGAUAUGAACGCAGAGAAUCCCGCCUUGAAGAUCUGAACAAAAUCUCCGACCUAAAGCAAGUAAUCGCGGAGCAAGAAAAGGACCUAGCGUGCAUAAACGAAGAAAAGCGAUACUUCCAGAUGAGACUGAUGUCGUUGGAAAAGCAACUGGAAGAGAACGCCUCCUUCGACUCCGAAUACGACGACCCGGAGGUGGUGAAGGAACUGGAAAGCCGCUACCAGGUCCAGGAGCCUUCCAGUCCCGAAGACGUGACCCAAAAUGGUUGUACUGCCCCCCAGCUGAUGUUUUCCACGCAAUUAAGCAUACCGAAUUCCGUGUCGAUCCCCCCCACGAUUGUUGAAUGUGAUGAAUAAGUUUUUUAUUUUUACGUAUUUCGUUUGUUAUACUUGUUACGUGGAUGUACGUUUCUUAUGUAAAUAUACCAAGUCAAAUGAA
Molecule: messenger RNA, 3194 nt
Organism: Brassicogethes aeneus
Lineage: Eukaryota; Metazoa; Arthropoda; Insecta; Coleoptera; Nitidulidae
Source: the annotation of a GenBank genome assembly